Effrenium voratum is the source of this 999-nucleotide messenger RNA. The record is from the annotation of a GenBank genome assembly. Lineage: Eukaryota; Dinophyceae; Suessiales; Symbiodiniaceae.
AUGGCGGGGACCUUCGAACUCGCGACCGGAUUGGAAAGCCCUCCGUUGGCGUUCUUGGUGCCGCUGUUCCAGCUGGGCCCCUGGCUGGUCCUGCUGCUGAUAGGGUGGGCGCUGUACACCAUCGUGAACCCUGUGAAUGACACGGUGCCAGAGGGCCGCAUGCCGAGCCUUGGAGAGUGGCUGGACACGAGAGCGCCCAAGCUCGCGGGGUCCUGGGGCGGCCGCGCCCCACCCUCCGCAGAGGAUGUUGCAGAUGCACGGAGCAAGAUCGCGAAGGCGGACGACUUGAAGCUGGAGACGGUGACGUCGCUGGGUGAGCUUUGGGAGCAGUACACCUUCUGCACUCGCGAGAUCGUGCAGGAGGUCCCGUCGAUGGUAGUGGAGCGCAACUUUCUGGUAUCUACAUUGCUGCAGCUGACCUCCUUCCCGACCACGCUCUCAGACUGGAGCAUUUACGAAGCCUGCGCGCUGGAGGAGCUCGAUGCUGGCCCCAGCGGCACGGUGCUGGGCUCCUUGUCCCAAGACCGCACCACGUUGCCGGACCAGCCGCGGCAGGUCGUGCUGGAGUGUGGGAAGAUGAUCGAAAACUAUGGCCUGAGCCUGCUGAUUCGAACACCAGGUGGCUCCGACAUCAUUGGGGCUUCGGUGCUGCGGGUGAAGCGCCUGCCGGAGGGCUGCCACAUUAGCGACGACAUGGAGGAGGUGCAAUGCACCGUGGAUGCGGACGUUGUCCUGGAUGCGGGCGCUCUGGAGGCGGUGGGCUAUAUCGAGUCCAUUGCAGUGGCCAGACCUUGGCGCGGUGCUGGCCUCGCCUCGAAGCUGCUUAGCUUUAUGGAGGACAAGGCGCAGGCUUGGGGUCUGCGGCUCAUUGCACUACACGUGCACCGGGACAACUGGUCGGCACUACGCUUCUACCAGAAGAAGGGCUUCGAGGUCACUUCGGACUGGCUUGGCUGGGGUGAGCAGUUCUUCUUGCUUCUCAAGCCGCUGUUCAUUUGA